CAGGCCAGGCCGGCGGAAUACUGUUACCCCGACUUCCUUCCACCACCGUUCAACUCCUGGGACCUGCGGGACAUGGCUGUGCUUCUGAACGCGGAGCACAGACCCGGGGCCGUGCCGCGGGCUGCGGGGCUGCUGGGGAGGUACAUCGACAGGCUGGUCCAGCUGGAGUGGCUGCAGAGCCAGACCGUGCAGGGCGAACGAGGAAAGACGGCCAAAGCCAAGCCGCCCACCACGCCCGGGACCGCAGGGCUGAAAAGCCCUGGGAGAGGCCAGCUGAUGGCCAGCGCCCUGUCCAGGCCCCACCAGGAAGGGGCUCCCAAGUCAGGCCCUUCCCGAAGGAAAGGCUUUCACCGUGAAGAGGGGCGCCCGCCCUAUUACACGUUUGAGGCUGCGCCCGCGCCCCUCCAGGUGCUGAGCAGUAGCAGACUGUGUCCUCAGAAGCAGCCCCUGGACGUGAGGACAGAGGACAAGAAGAAGAAGCCCGGCAGGGGCGCCAGGCUGCAGUGCUGGGACCUGUCUGGCAGUGACGGCAGCCCUAAGAUUGAGAGCAGUGGCAACCUCCGGGUUCCCAGGCCAUCGGCUGUGAUCCGGGACUCCGCCGACUCCUACAAGGCCUGCAGAACACAAGCCCAUGCAAACCUUAGGAAAAAGGGAAACGCACAUAACUGCGGCCACGCCACCCUGUCCGGUGAGAAGAAACUCAAAACAAACGGAGGGAAGCAAAAUGCACAUAAAUUCAAAUAACCUCCGAAAGGACCGGGUGGGAAGACCCGCCGACCCCCAAAGGGUGGAGGGAGGGCCUCCAAAAGUUACAAUACUGUGAAUUGUCAGGGGUUUGAUGAUGACCGCAUUGAAGUAGUGGAUUGGUUGUUUAGUCCAUCUCCACCCCCACCAGGGCUCUUUUCAAAGCAAGCUGCCUUUUAGCAAGCCUUUCUCUGCAUUGAUAUAGUCUUAAGCAAAUGAUAGCCCUUCGGAUAAAAAUUAACCAAGGUCUUUGCCACAUAAAGGAAUAAAGAGACAACUCUUUGGGGAAGAGUCAGCUAAACCUCUGAAACCGCAGGCAGCUGUGUAGAACCCUUCAGCUCCCCACUUACUUCUCAUAUAACUACAUAUAACCUAGUAUAAAAUAGACCGUUUUAAAUGGGGUAGGAUCCGAAACGUCUGAAGCAAUCAGGGCUCUCGGCAUCGUCACCAUAAACCAUUCAAGCAGCAGUUCUGUCUGUUUCACCAACAGAAGCAGCUCCGGCUCUUCUUCAAGUUCAGGAGCGUCUAUUUUGAGCAAAGUCACUUAUCACAAAGCUGCUUGCUCUUUACAGACCAUGCAGCCUAGUGCAUUCAUACAUUUUUCUUGACAUGAGUUAAAAAAAAAAGGCAUUUUAAAUUUAGAGCUGAUAGUGAGGUCCGUUUUUGUGUUCUCUAAACAGGAUAAAAAGAGUGUCCAGACUUUGUCCAACUGAGGAGUCAGUGGGUGCAAGCAUGCUGUUGCUGUUUGGUGGUGGGGGGUAAGCGUGAAAUAUUUGGCACCCUAAAACCUCUGGCAUGCGUGACUUCUCUGAAGGGGAACCCCAGGAAAACCACCUUUUGGAGUUUGUAAAUGAAGGAGUUUGUAAAUGAAGGUAGGAACGCAUGGAACCACUUAGAAUCUGACCAGUACUUGGUCACUGAUUUGGGACCUGGAUCCUGCUGUCUGUACAAAAUAACGGUGCGUUCUAGUUUGAAGGAGCAGGUGUAUCAUCUUGCUGGGGGCAAGGGGAGAGGAUGCAGUUCCAGAUGGGGUGGAUAUCAAUAAAGUUACUGAGGUCUUCUUAGCAUCCUCACUGGGCCUCUGGUUUCCUGGCUCUCCUAAACUCUCAGUUAACUGCAGAUAGGGAACAUCUAAGCGUCCCUGUAGUUAUGCUGCGACUACGGUUGACAUUAUCAUGAAUACCUUUAAAACCUCUGCCUACUUCUUGCUAUACAGAAUGUUUUUUUUUAAUUUUU
Molecule: messenger RNA, 1980 nt
Organism: Hipposideros armiger (great roundleaf bat)
Lineage: Eukaryota; Metazoa; Chordata; Mammalia; Chiroptera; Hipposideridae
Gene: FAM217B
Product: family with sequence similarity 217 member B
Exons: 1
Coding region: 73-744 (223 amino acids)
Source: RefSeq, a predicted model, not a curated record